UUAUCGUAUUUAGGGCAGUCGCCAAUACAAAUUCAACCCACUAAACUCUUUUUUGGCUUAAAUAGAACGCAGUCAUCCAAAUUUUGAACCCAUCGAUUCGUCCCACUGAACCUAUUCUCUCCCACUCAUUCAUGCCAAUUUGGGUCUCCACAUAACCUACAGCCUUACUCUCUCCCUCUCUGUAAGAAUGUUCAAAAAGUUCUCAUCCGAAGAAGUUUCUGCGCAAAAUCAAGUGAAGGCAUCUGUGCAGCGCAAAAUUCGGCAAAGUAUUGCGGAAGAGUAUCCAGGACUUGAACCUGUUUUGGAAGAUUUGUUGCCAAAAAAAUCACCACUGAUUGUUGCAAAAUGCCCAAAUCAUCUAAAUUUGGUUUUGGUGAACAAUGUUCCACUUUUUUUCAACAUACGUGAUGGACCUUAUAUGCCAACACUACGACUCCUUCAUCAGUAUCCCAACAUCAUGAAAAAACUGCAAGUUGAUAGGGGGGCUAUAAGAUUUGUACUUGCUGGUGCCAAUAUAAUGUGUCCAGGGCUUACCUCUCCUGGUGGUGCAUUGGAUGAUGAAGUAGAGGCAGAAACUCCAGUGGCUAUAAUGGCUGAAGGAAAGCAAAAUGCUCUAGCUAUUGGAUUUACAAAGAUGUCAGCAAAAGACAUACGAUCAAUCAACAAAGGAAUCGGUGUUGAUAACAUGCACUAUCUUAAUGAUGGACUAUGGAAGGUAUGUACUCUCUGUUUUCUCCUUUACCCUCAGACUCUCUGCAAAACAAAGAACACACUUGUUUUUACAACUUUCCACAGAUGGAGCGUCUCGAUUAAGAAAAAGAAUGAGCGGGCCGUAGAUGCAUCGGUUGGAGACAAACCGCGGGCUCAACUGGUUAUUAUUAAAUCCUUUAAGCAGCAAAGUUUACACAUGUUUUGGAUGGUGAGAUGUUGAGUAGGAACUCAACUCUAUUUUCUGAUGUAUCUAAAUGUCAGUAUAGAUAGGUGUUAAUGGACGAAUAUAUUCUCAUAUUGAAGCAAAUAUCAGUUCUAUGCUGACUUAAAUUCAAUACCAUCAAUUGUGAUUUGUUUUCUUC
This is a messenger RNA of Salvia miltiorrhiza (redroot sage), 1073 nucleotides long. RefSeq lists its product as uncharacterized. Gene Ontology annotation, biological process: formation of translation preinitiation complex. Gene Ontology annotation, molecular function: RNA binding. Lineage: Eukaryota; Viridiplantae; Streptophyta; Magnoliopsida; Lamiales; Lamiaceae. The record is from RefSeq and is a predicted model, not a curated record. Bases 188 to 931 code for a protein of 247 amino acids. The transcript is spliced from 7 exons.